This is a messenger RNA of Chlorella variabilis, 204 nucleotides long. RefSeq lists its product as hypothetical. Gene Ontology annotation, molecular function: proton-transporting ATPase activity, rotational mechanism. Lineage: Eukaryota; Viridiplantae; Chlorophyta; Trebouxiophyceae; Chlorellales; Chlorellaceae. Gene Ontology annotation, cellular component: proton-transporting V-type ATPase, V0 domain. The record is from RefSeq and is a predicted model, not a curated record. The transcript has 3 exons. Bases 1 to 204 code for a protein of 67 amino acids. Gene Ontology annotation, biological process: proton transmembrane transport.
AUGGGGUUCUGGCUGGGCACGCUGAUUUUCCUGAUCUUCGAGGCGCUGGGGUUCGGAGUGGUGCAGUUCAGCGGCAAGCCACACAGCACGAAGCUGCUGCACCACACCUUGGUAGGCAGCACCGUGAUCUGCUGUUGGAUGAUGUGGGGCAUCGUCUACCUGUCCCAGAUGUAUCCGCUGGUGCACCCCAUUUUGCAAGGCUAG